Ectocarpus sp. CCAP 1310/34 is the source of this 1730-nucleotide messenger RNA. NCBI's taxonomy places the organism in Eukaryota, Phaeophyceae, Ectocarpales, Ectocarpaceae. The record is from the annotation of a GenBank genome assembly.
CUCACUGCACUUCUCGUGUCACCUACGACAGCUACGCGCACCGAGGAAUAACAAUACAGAUCGAGACACCAGGAGGCGAAACCAGCCCAGAUAUUGCGCCCCGGCCAGCUGCCCAACGGCGAAAGGCGAUCGUGGUGUGAGGAUCUCGGUGGGAACCAAGGGUUGGCAGCUAGAAAACACAAGGCAUCAGGUACAUCAUAUUUUCGCGGUCUUCGGCACCGGAAGGAAAGCUAACGGCCACCCUCUGGACAGGGGACUUGGCAAGGCAGGAGAGAGAAAGGAAGUCGGGGAAGGGUAAGAGGUUGAUAGCAGUCAGCAUGCAGGUGCCGCCGGCGGACGUGUUGGUGGAGCGGCUUCGCGGCAGGGAGAACAACACAAGGUUGGUGUCGAGCUCCUACCUGUGCAACCACAAGCUUUUCUGGCCCUGGUGUUGCCAGAUUUAGAAAAACCCGGCCCCAGAACACGUGACCCCGUCAAGGAGAAAGAAGUCCGGGAGGCCGCAGAAGGAGCCAUCAAGGAGAUUCGCACCUAUGGCUUCGAGCUUCGGAAAGCGGAGGCCAUCGAAAAAACGAGCGAGCGGGACAUCGAGGACUACAGCAACCAGCGGGAACAGAUCGAGGAGAGCAUUAAGGGCGUUCAGGAGGAGAUCGGAGCACUGAAGGAGGGCCUGGUGGUAGAGCGUAAGAAGAGGCACAACAAGGAGGUGUACGAGGAGGCGUGCAAGGACAUCAACAACUACCCUCCGCACAGGGCGACGAAGGCAACUGGCCAUCGAGAAGCUCGAGCAGGAGCUCGUGUUGCUGAACGAGAGGCGAAAGGCGGUGCAGGCGGUGCAGAAACUGAAGCACAAGCAGAUUGCGCUCCUCUUGCAGUCGCUGGCCGACAUUCAGGCCACGGUCGAAGAGGGCGAGGUGGAGGAGCCGACGGUGGGUGCCCUGGAGCUAGUUGGCCUGGACGAGGAGUUGGUAGUGGAUGGCACCGCAGAAGAAGGGGACGGGGACAAUGGAGACGCGGAAGAGGGCGAUGACGACGGCAACGACGACGACGGAGAGGCGGAGGAAGAGGGCGAGCGGCGACGUGGCCGAAAACGCUCUCCGUCGGCCGAGAGCGACGAAGUCGAAAGGGUCGCCGUCGGAACAAAUGGCGAGGUACCGCCCGGCGAAGACGAAGAGAUGACGGACGCAGGCCCCGCCUAGUUCGUUCUCCGGCGUACUGGAGGGUCAGAGUUGUGUGUUUAGUGGACGCCAGCCUUGUCGUUUCUCUCUGGAUUGGUUUCGAGGCUCAGCAAUCCCAAAAGAAGUGUGUGCUCUUUUCAGACGACAUUUCCGAAAGGGCACCCGGCACCUGUGAUGCCAGGUGUGCUGGGAGGGCUGGGCAGCCGCGAAGGAGUGCAUUCGUCUACGUUAUCUAAGCGACGGCAGCGGAAAGCGAUUCCUGUUACAUCGGAAAAAUCGAUCCCUCGAACUGCUUCGUAGAGGAAUCUGAGAAAUUAGAUAGUGUCUAGUCGAGUCAACGCGGGAGAACAGAUCAAGGUACAACUCAUUUUUCUGCCCAUAAAACUCGUUUUUAGCAUCGCUCUUCUCUUCCGGCACGAUGCCGGUGCAACUGGAACAGAGUCGUCGUUGCUUUCGCUCGCGUGCUGGCUUCCAAUCGAGUGGACUGCCUGGGGUAGUGAACUAGGGAGUUGAGCCCAUUGCCCAACUCGGAAUUUGAGUCGCAAACAAAUUUUG